Papaver somniferum (opium poppy) is the source of this 1259-nucleotide messenger RNA. RefSeq lists its product as uncharacterized. Gene Ontology annotation, cellular component: chloroplast. The coding region runs from base 75 to 1097 and encodes 340 amino acids. NCBI's taxonomy places the organism in Eukaryota, Viridiplantae, Streptophyta, Magnoliopsida, Ranunculales, Papaveraceae. The record is from RefSeq and is a predicted model, not a curated record. The transcript has 3 exons.
UCUGGUGCUAACAGAAAAAAGGGGUUUAGGGUUUAAGUCCGCAAGUGGUCGGAAGUGUUGGAGAACCGACAACAAUGGAGUUACAGUCCGUUUGUAGUUUGCGUCCCAUUUCGAACCCUAAAAGAUUAUCCAUUAAUCCUUUCUUUUCUCACUCGAUUAACAACCAUCAACGAAUUCGAUUAGAUACAAAAACAUAUAACCCAAUUUCAUUAUCCAAAUCGAGAUUAUUGAGAGUUGUCACUAAAGCAUCGAAUUCUGAUAACAAAUUGACGACGAAUGGUUCAAUAAUUGGAACGAGUAGUAAAUUUGAUGAUAAACCAGAACCAUAUAGUGGUAAAUCUGGUUCAAUUUCAUUUUAUGGGUUAACUCAUCAGUCUGUUGAAGAAGGGAAAUUGGUUUCAUCUCCUUUUAAAGAUGAUAUUGGUUCUUCGUUUCUAUGGGUUUUAGCUCCAGUUGCCUUGAUUUCUUCUUUAGUGCUUCCACAGUUUUUUCUAAGCGGUUUCUUUGAUGCUCUUCUUAAGGAUGAGAUACUUGCAGAAAUCGUGAUAUCUUUUUCAUCGGAGGCCAUGUUUUAUACUGGUUUCGGCGCAUUUCUUUUCAUAACUGAUCAAGUCAAGAAGCCAUAUCUACAAUUUAGUCCAAAACGAUGGGGUCUUAUUACAGGACUCAGAGGAUACUUAACUUCUGCUUUCUUAACCAUGGGACUAAAGGUGUUCGCUCCCCUGUUAACCGUGUUUGUAACUUGGCCAGUGCUAGGCUUGCCAGCCUUGGUUGCAGUGCUUCCAUUUCUAGUCGGCUGUGCUGCUCAGUUCGCAUUUGAAACACAUUUAGACAAGCAGGGGUCGUCUUCUUGGCCUCUGGUUCCUAUUAUUUUUGAGAUAUACAGACUUUAUCAAUUGAGCAAAGCCGCUCAUUUUGUUGAGAGGUUGAUGUUCUCAAUGAGGGGAGCUGCUGCAUCCCCUGAAUUACUGGAGAGAAGUGGCGCCUUGGUUGCAAUGUUGGUUUGUUUCCAAGUUCUUGGUGUGCUUUGCCUGUGGUCUUUGAUAACGUUUCUCCUCAGGCUUUUCCCAUCUAGACCUGUUGCCGAUAAAUAUUGAACUUGUAAGCUUUACUGUACAUCUGUUUCCAGUAAUUUAUGAACUCGAUUUUUUUAAUUUUUUGUAAUCCUUUCCUACAGAGAAAUAGUGAGAGAUACCUUUAUGUUUGUGUAAGGCAAUAUCUAAGGCAAAAUGAUGACCAAAUCCUAGGUUAUUGUUGUA